CUCUCACCGUAGUAACAGUCCCCUGGCAACGGACCAGAGUGCCAAUUAUUGCUAAAGUCCCCCAGGUUCUCCCAUCUCACUCUGUGUAUUGGUAGCAUCAGCAGCGCCGGGAAAGUUUAGAAGCUUCAUCGCAUCAGGGGAAAACGCCAUCGCUGACACAGGCUCUGACCCUGGCCAUAUAGGCUCCUUUGCAGGAGGACGGGGGCUCCAAACCUUCCUCCUGCUGGAUUAGUGAGAGCGAGAGAGAGAGAGAGCGAGAGAGCUAGAGAGAGAACGAGAACGAGAACGUGAGAGAAACAUAGAGGAUUCAGCAUGGGGUCCAGCUCCUCUUCCUACGCCCCAAAAACCAUCUAUUUGGACGUGGAUGGAAAGGUUCAGAAGGUGGUUUUCAGUCGGCAUUGUAGCCCAUGUGACAUCAAGGAGCUCCUUUGUUCCUCGUCCAACAUCCCCAGGAAUACUGCCAUCAUGAUGGUGGAUCCUGAAGGGGCCCUGGUGUCCAUAGACCCGACCAUGCCUACCAACUCUCCCAACUCCUUGUACAAAGUCAUUUCCUUGUCCACCGGUCAGCUCGGAGAGAAAGAAGACAUGUUUCAAAAUGUGUUAUCUCAGGUGGCAGAGCAGUUCAGCAGGGCUUUCCGAAUCAACGAGCUGAAAACUGAGGUGACCAACAGACUGGCCAUGUUGGAGAAAAGAGUUGAGUUGGAGGGACUGAAGGUUGUGGAGAUUGAGAAGUGCAAAAAUGACCUAAAGAAACUACGAGAUGAGAUGACAUCCAGAGGCGGAGGGAGAGUCGGGAACUGUCCCUGCAAGUACAACUUCUCAGACGACGGGAAGAAACUUAAUCCCAGACGUGACGUCCCAAGUUAUCCAAAGUAUACCUUAUCCCAGGAGACUAUUGAAGCACUGAAGAAGCCAACAUUCGAUGUCUGGCAUUGGGAACACAACGAGAUGCUGAGCUGCUUGGAGUACAUGUACCAUGACUUGGGACUGGUGAAGGAAUUCAACAUGAACCCCAUCACUCUCAAACGCUGGCUGCUGGGCAUUCAGGAGAACUAUCGCAGCAACCCGUUCCACAACUUCCGCCACUGCUUCUGUGUCAGUCAGAUGAUGUAUGGCAUGAUUAACCUGUGUAACCUGCCGGAGAAGAUGACUCUGACGGACAUGGGCAUUCUCAUGACAGCUGCAGUGUGCCACGAUCUGGACCACCCCGGCUACAACAACACGUAUCAGAUCAAUGCUCGCACAGAGCUGGCUGUGCGUUACAACGAUAUAUCUCCCCUGGAGAACCAUCACUGCGCCGUGGCCUUCCAGAUCCUCUCGCUGCCCGAGUGCAACAUAUUUGCCAACGUCGAGUUGGAGGCCUACAAGCAGAUCAGACAGGCCAUCAUUACCCUGAUCUUGGCCACAGACAUGGCCCGGCAUGGAGAGAUAUUAGACUCCUUCAAACAUAAAGUGGACAGCUUUGACUUCACCAAUGAGGAGCAUGUCACAUGCCUGAAGAUGGUUCUGAUCAAAUGCUGCGACAUCUCCAAUGAGGUCCGGCCAACAGAGGUGGCCGAACCCUGGGUGGACUGUCUGCUGGAGGAGUACUUCAUGCAGAGUGACAGGGAGAAGACUGAAGGGCUGCCGGUGGCUCCGUUUAUGGACAGAGACAAAGUGACCAAGCCCACUGCCCAGAUCGGAUUCAUCAAGUUUGUCCUCAUCCCAAUGUUUGAGACAGUCCUGAAGCUCUUCCCCCAGAUUGAGGAGAUCAUGGUGCAGCCUCUGAGAGACUCUAGAGACCACUAUGAGGAGCUGAAGCAGAUCGAUGACGCCAUGACAGAGGCACAGAAGAAGAAAACGGAAAAUAUGUCAUUAGGAGGGAAGAAGAAGUAAGCUUUGCUGCUGCUGUGAGCACAGUGGUACUGUGGCUCUGGCUCUCGUUUUAUGAUCCAAAAAUUCAAAAAGGUCGUGGGUCGUCCUGAUCUGCGUCUUUGAAGACAAGAUGGAGGGUGAAAAGAGUUAUCUUCUACACACUGAGCCAGCCUCAGACUACAUGAAACACCCUGGGUGAUCUCCACUGUUUUGUUAUGGACAUUACAGAAGGACAAUGUCUCUGUUUCAAUGUCCACCCUAGCAUACUACUUAGGAUGAAGUCAUGUAUCAGGGACAUUGGAAUAUAGCCAAUGUGUGUUCUUGGUGUAGUCUGUAUUUUUUUUCAAAUUUUUACUGUAAUUUCUGAAAGCUAAUUGGUCAUUGUAGGUAUCAAUUACUGUGUUCACACAGGCAGCCUAUUUCUGAUCUUUUUGCCCAAUAAUUGGCAAAAGAUCUGAUCGGAUUGAUCAAAAGACCAAACAUUUGGAAAAUUGGUCUGUCUGUGUAUACGCAGCCUAUCAUAAUUUCUGAGUGACAAUUGGUCAUUGUAGGUAUCAACAUGCCAUAUUUUCUGCUUUCUGUUUUUAGUCACACUUGUUGAUGUUGCCUAUAUUACAAAUAGCAACUAAGUUGUAUGCUAGAACACUUUCUUUUCCUUUUCAGUUCUCCUAUUCAAAUGCAAAACUGUUUCUGAAACCGUUUGAAUAAAUUGACUCUUGAUUUAAACAUGUCAAGUACACAGCAUAUUUUAACAUAAUUCUGAGGGUUAAACAUUAUUCCAACAAAUUCAACAAAUUAUUCCCCGGUGUGUGCACUGAAUUAAUUUACAUAAAUUCAUAUUUUGAGGUUUGUGUAUUAGCACAUCCAUUGUUGUGCAGUAUAUUCAUUCUGAGAUACAUGUUGUAAGUUAUUACAAAAGUGUUUCAUUACAAUCUAAAAUGUUAUUCUUAUAUUAUUUUUAGUUUUGCAUAGCACAUCCUACAUAAACUGUGUAAAAUACAGUACAGUUGUAAAACAAACAUCCUUUUAUAUUACAUUUGUCACCUAGUAAUACAUUCCACCAGUAUUUUGAAAAGGUACAGGUUAUUAAGAAGAAAUUAACAUGCACAGUAGUGUCUGAUUUUCAUCUCAGAAUGUAAUUCUCAUCGAAGGUUCAUGCGUCAUGCCAUUGACUCUUCUAUGAUUGGUGCAGGGAUGAAUGAACCAAUGGGAGGUCAAGCUCGGGAGUCUUUGAAAACGUAUGUACUUUACUUGAUAUCUGUAUUCUAUUGUUUAUGCUUCAUGCACAAUGCGGAUGGCCCUCGCUUACGCUUGGAUUUCCUACUCAUUGUCAUUUAGGAAAACCAUUUUAAGAGCGUAGUAGCCUAUAGCUUAAUGCUUCGACUGGGUAUGUGUUGAAACAGGACCUCUUCGCCAGUUUUGUUGUACCACCCCAAGUUAAAACAUUUCUCUUUAGUGUCCCUCCACAAAUAAGUGGGUGGUAUUCAACUGGUACAGUAGAUUUACUAGUGCCUGUUUUAUAACCUUUUUUGAUUGCAACCUGUUUCACAUUUUCAAGAGUGAUUAUUGUCCAUCUGUAAGACGAUACUUACAUGGUGAUUACACUUUUUAUGACCUACAUGAUUCGGAUGACAAUUGGAUGAUAAAGAUUACGGCCCCGAAGAAUCCAAAGAGAUAGGAUGUCAAUACUGACUUUAAUGUUUGCUGCAGGUCUGCUGCUAAAUGCUGAUGACAAAACAGGGAUGGAAAGAACUUUCCUCUGCUUGUUUCCUCUGCCAGUUGGCUUCAUGUCCAAGACCUUUUCACCUCUUUUCUCAAUCUGUUUGAUGGGUUCUUGGGGCUGAACUUAGGUCCUGAGUAUAGCCUAGUCCUUUUGUUUAGAGGGAAGUAUCUUUAUUCCUCGUGUUACAUGAAAGUAAUCACUCGGCCUUGCUAUCACCCCCC
Messenger RNA from Oncorhynchus tshawytscha (Chinook salmon), 3798 nucleotides. RefSeq names its product high affinity cGMP-specific 3',5'-cyclic phosphodiesterase 9A-like. The record is from RefSeq and is a predicted model, not a curated record. Gene Ontology annotation, molecular function: 3',5'-cyclic-GMP phosphodiesterase activity. The coding region runs from base 313 to 1875 and encodes 520 amino acids. NCBI's taxonomy places the organism in Eukaryota, Metazoa, Chordata, Actinopteri, Salmoniformes, Salmonidae. The transcript has 20 exons. Gene Ontology annotation, biological process: cGMP catabolic process.